GCACUUCCAACGAUUGAAUGAACCGACAGGGAUGCAAGCUUUGUAACGGUCUCAAUUGUUAUAGACCUGCUUUGGAUGUGAAUUGUGGGAGUUUUUUUGCCUCGCAAGACCUGGCAACCUUGGGCGAGGGUUGCAAGGAGACAGGGAAGGUGGUAACUAAGUGCAACGUUGCGUCUUGAAUCAACAGAUUGCUCAUUUGUGCUCAUUUUGGUUGAGGUAUUUACACAUCCCGGCAAUAAUUUCUCGGACUUACCAUCUUUUGUGAUGCAGUUGCAAAGAUUUAGCAGCUGUCAAGAGGAAAUGAUUUGAUCUCGUGCAUUUUUUGGAAUUUUUUUGCCAAGUGUCACCUUCAAAACAAGCCAUCUCGGAGGUGAAAACUGAGAGACUUCGUCGGAAUUGCUCCAACACGGAAGGAGUUUUGGGAGCACAGUAAAUUUUGAAGAUUGAAGAAUUUUUGCUGCUUGAUUAACAGCUACAGCGGACCACGAAAAACUGUAAAGCGAUGUUAGCAUGUAGCUUCACCAAUAGCUAUAGAUGAAGCAAACUACAGGAAUGAAUGGACAGAAUGAAAUUUGUUGAAGAUGGUGUGAAAAUUUUGCACAUUAAUAGUAGAUAUCAUAGUGGAAGUCAUAUCUAAAAGACGGAAGUUCCAGCCAUUUUGCAUUUGAUAUCGUUUCAACAGUUGGAAUUCUGAAAAACAGAAAUAAUAAUUUAUAUAAUUGUCAAUAAUUUUUUGAGAUCACAUCGCUCCAAAAUUUCCAAAAGAUUCAGAAAUUUGUACUGGAUUUUUUCUCAAGAUUUUUAAAUAUUUCAAAUGCAUAUUGAAUUUUAAGAAUUUGAUUUCCAAACUGGGGCUAUUUUUGAUCGCCAUACUUGCUUUGACGUUACAUGUUUGCUGAUCGUCUCCUCAACAUGUUUUUUCACAGCUUUUGGACUUGUCGUUCUGUUCUUUUAUAACUACUUUUUUCCCCAAAUUUCCUCAACUUUUGGUCGGCUAAAUCUGGCUGGUUGAAAGUCUACCAAAUUGCAAGCAGCAUCUAAACAUUUGCAAUCUCUUAGCAAUUUAUCCAAACUCCAAAUUUUGACUAGCACGUUUUUUUGUACCAACUUUGAACGUCUUUCGGCACCAUUUUAUUUCGGUGCCUUCUCCUCCCUUUUUUUUCCAGUAUUGUUCGAACUGUCCCUGUUGGGGGGCAGGUGACUCCAGUCCAAAACGCCGCGUGCCGUACUCCGAGUGAAGAAUGGCCAGCGCUGGGCCAAGCCGGUGGAAACGCCGACCCCGACCACGGACCUGUUCAUGGAGAGGUCCCAGAGCAAACUCAGCCUCUCCGCGUCCUUCGAGGCUCUGGCCAUAUACUUCCCCUGCAUGAACUCCUUCGACGAGGACGAUGUUGAUGCAGAAGGACGCAGGCUGAAGAGUAUCCAACGCAGCACGGAGACAGGUCUGGCUGUGGAGAUGCCCAGCCGUACCAUCCGACAAGCCAGCCAUGAGUCCAUCGAAGACAGCAUGAACAGCUACGGCUCCGAGGGGAAUCUGAACUACAGUGGCAUGUGCCUGGCAUCCGAUGCCCAGUUCAGUGACUUCCUGGACGGGAUGGGACCAGCUCAGUUCGUGGGCCGUCAGACUCUAGCGACCACAUCUAUGGGUGACGUGGAGAUCGGUCUGAUGGAGAGGAACGGCUCUCUGGAGGUGGAGGUGGUCCAAGCCAGAGGACUCACCAUGAAGCCCGGCUCAAAGUGUCCCCCAGCGGCGUACAUAAAAGUCUACCUGCUGGAGAACGGGCUCUGUGUGGCUAAGAAGAAGACCAAGAGUGUGAGGAAGAGCCUGGACCCUCUGUACAACCAGCUGCUUGUCUUCAGCCACACUCCCCAAGGCAAAGUCAUGCAGGUAAUUGUGUGGGGCAACUAUGGACGCAUGGACAGGAAGUGCUUCAUGGGUGUGGCUCGGAUCCUAUUGGAGGAGCUGGACCUGAGCUCGAUGGUGAUUGGCUGGUACAAGCUGUUCCCUACCUCCUCUAUGGUCGAGCCCACGAUGGCCCCCCUAAUACGCCAGUCCUCCUCACAGAUGUCUUUGGAAAGCAACAUUCCCUGCUGCGAAAGAUCCUAAAAACAUGUUACAUCGACAUUUUACAAAAGAUCUUAGCUUUGUACUAAGAGAAGUAUGUAGCGCUGCCUUUGAAUGCAAGAGGCAGCAUGUCCAGUCAUUUAAACCAGAAAUAAAUGGAUUUUUGGGACUGACUACAGACUUUAAAGUUACAUUUUGAAAAAUUUUGGAAACUAUGCCAAGGCAAUGUGGAGAAACAUAUUGCGCUGUUAACUGAAGAUGGACAGUAUGCAUUGGACAAAUUGGAAACCUGUACACUUUUACUGUAAGACUGUUUUUUGAACUUCAUUAUAGAGCUAUUUAUUAUUUGAAUGUUUUGCCAUAUUUAAUGUUGUAAAUAUGAAAGCAAGCCGCCUCUCCCUCCUUUGAAAUGAUAUGACAGUAAAAGUCAAGGUAGAUUGGGAGAACUGGUAUUAACUAACCUGUUUUGUCAGGUUUUGCUUGAGUUAAAAUGGCUUCAUAUGGAGAUUAAUAACUAAUUUAUACUCAGUUGUAUUCCCAAUAAGUUUAUUGAAAAAAUCUGAACAAAAAAAACAACAAUACAAAUCAAUAGCCUUAAAGAAGACAUAUUAUUGUGGCUUUAACUCGAUUUUGAACAUGCUUUUGGUCAUCUUGGGAUAAGUGUUCACAUUUUCUAAUGUGUACAUUUGGAAAAUAUGCUUCAUAAACGUCGCUUCCAUUUCCAAUAAGGCAUUUAAAUGUCAGCGAUGGGACUGAACAAUGGCAAAAAUAAACAGAUGAGGUCCUUAUUCCACGUGAAUGCUAUGCUAAUAGAGUCAUGUGAACACAAUUUGAUCGUAGAAUGAGCCCGUUGAUGGUUUAUGAGCUUACAAACAAUGUCUGGAUGUUUACGUGUGACACAACGAUCCAGACAAAAUGCAAACAGAGCAUUUUUGAAUUUCAAAAAAGAUGACAGAUAGUUUAAUGAAACAUGUGUGAAUAAAGCAGAAAUAGAACUCCAGGUUGUUUUUGAUGAGGGACAACAGUAAAACAUGGUCAAAAGCUCAAAAAAGUCAAUUUUGCAUCUGUGUUCUUUAACAUUUAAAUGCUCCCCCUUAAGUGCUAACUUAUUUUUGGAGAAACAGUUUAGUAGUUUGAUGAAGACCAAAAAAGCCAGUGUUUUUACUAAAUGGUUGGUCUAAAUGACUUAGAUCAAAGCAUUUGUAUUGAAUGUAUUUCGUCACAAAAUGGAAAAUGAACAUGGCUCCUUAAAAAUAUAAAAAUAAGGAUUAAUAUAGCAGGCUAUGUCCUUUCAAUGUUAAGCUAAGAUGCUUAAUAUUUUGCACUGAAAGGCCAACUGGAUAGAUGUUGGUAUUAAGCAAAUUAUAAAUACUGAGGGGUAUGCAUGAAUAAUAAUAAUUCUAUGGAGAAUAAUUGAAGAUUUAAAAUGCAAGAGAGUUUUGCAUGUGAUUAGCAUGACAUGGAAUCCAUCAAAAUACAGUGAUUGGUUUUUAAAAGUGCAAAAUCAUGGCACUGUUUUUAUAAUUGGAGAUUUUAAAUGUCUUCAGCAAAUUAUGAGGAUAGUUACAAUCGAUCAUGUACUGAACUUUUCUGAAAAUCCUUGACUUGUUUUAGAAUCUAACUAAAGGCACUGUU
Messenger RNA from Periophthalmus magnuspinnatus, 3700 nucleotides. It is a transcript of the gene rims4, whose product is annotated as regulating synaptic membrane exocytosis 4. NCBI's taxonomy places the organism in Eukaryota, Metazoa, Chordata, Actinopteri, Gobiiformes, Gobiidae. Gene Ontology annotation, molecular function: small GTPase binding; transmembrane transporter binding. Gene Ontology annotation, biological process: regulation of membrane potential; calcium ion-regulated exocytosis of neurotransmitter; positive regulation of synaptic transmission. The record is from RefSeq and is a predicted model, not a curated record. Gene Ontology annotation, cellular component: cytoskeleton of presynaptic active zone; presynaptic membrane. The transcript is spliced from 6 exons. Bases 1298 to 2107 code for a protein of 269 amino acids.